Molecule: messenger RNA, 2367 nt
Organism: Pieris macdunnoughi
Lineage: Eukaryota; Metazoa; Arthropoda; Insecta; Lepidoptera; Pieridae
Source: the annotation of a GenBank genome assembly
AUGAUGAUUAAUACGUUGUAUUAUUACGUUGCGGUGCUGAGUUUAAGCUUAACAAGCGUCCGAUCAGAUUCAGUACGAUAUUAUUACGACUAUGAGUGUAAUGAGCCUCUUCUAGAGACUGCUAAGUUGACUGCUACUUCUAGUUUAAGAGAAAGAGGACCAGAGAAUGCUCAGUUGUAUGGUUUGAACGCGUGGACGGCGUCAGAGAAUGACUUUGAUCAGCAACUCAUCAUUGAUUUGGGGAGUGUGAAGAAUGUGACGCGAGUUGCUACACAAGGGCGCGCCCAUUCGCAAGAAUUUGUUCAAGAGUACCACAUAAGUUAUGGUAGCAAUGGCCUUGAUUAUGCCCGUUAUAAAGCUGCAGGGGGCGAAGUCAAGCACUUGACGGUAAAAUUGGGCAAGCGCGUAGAGUUACGUGCGAUAGCCACCAGGGGGCGGUUUGCGACAAGCGAGUUCGUUUCGGAGUACAUGCUCCUGUACUCUGAUAACGGAGAGAGCUGGCGGGUCGUAUCUGACUCGGAUGGAUAUGAAAAGAUGUUUGGAGGCAACCACGAUGGCAAUACAAUAGUUAAAAAUGAAUUCGAAGUGCCUAUAAUUGCUCAAUACAUUAGGAUUAAUCCCAUGAGGUGGCGAGAUAAGAUCUCUAUGCGCGUGGAGUUGUAUGGAUGUGAUUAUGUGGCCGAUACCCUUUAUUUUAAUGGAAGUUCCCUUGUGAAAGUGGAUUUACUCCGAGACCCGGUAUCAGCAUCACGCGAAACGGUGCGUUUCCGUUUUAAGACCAGUGUCGCCUCCGGGGCCCUGCUGUACUCCCGCGGUACUCAGGGCGACUACUUAGCCUUGCAGUUGAGGGAUAAUAGGCUUGUACUUAACAUUGACCUAGGUUCAGGAUUAUUGACAUCCCUGUCCGUGGGCAGCCUCCUGGAUGAUAACAUAUGGCACGAUGUAGUAAUAUCGCGUAACCGAAGAGAUAUAAUUUUCUCGGUGGACCGAGUGGUGGUGCAGGGACGGAUAAGGGGGGAGUUCUCUCGGCUCAACCUCAAUCGAGCGUUCUACAUAGGCGGUGUACCGAACUUCCAAGACGGUCUCGUCGUUAACCAGAACUUCACGGGAUGUGUUGAGAACAUGUAUUUGAAUUCAACGAACAUCAUAUACGAAUUAAAGCAAGGAUAUGAAACCGGAGAACCUUUCAAGUAUCAGAAAGUUAACACCCUGUAUAGCUGUCCGGAACCGCCCUUGGUCCCGGUGACGUUCCUGAAGGCGGGCUCGUACGCCAAACUGCGGGGCUACUCGGGCGGAAACACGUUGAACGUGUCUCUCGAGUUCAGGACUUACGAGUUGCACGGACUUCUCAUUUACCACAAGUUCAAAUCCGAUGGAUAUGUUAAGGUCUUCCUAGAAGAAGGUCUAGUGAAAGUUGAACUGUUCACUGAAGGUUCGCCCAAGGUAAAGCUCGACAACUAUGCUGAGGUCUUCAACGAUGGCCGCUGGCAUUCCCUGAUGCUGACCAUGGCUCCGGACACCCUGAUCCUCUCUCUCAACUAUAGACCCGUCAAAACUACCAAGAAACUCAAAUUCUUUACCGGAAGCAGUUAUUACAUCGCCGGUGGUAAGUCCGGCGUGCGCGGUUUCGUCGGCUGCAUGCGUCGCAUAGCCUUGGACGGCAACUACCGUCUUCCGACAGACUGGAAGCCCGAGGAGUAUUGCUGCCCCAACGAGGUCGUGUUUGAUGCCUGCCAUAUGAUUGACAGAUGCAACCCAAACCCGUGCGAGCACGGCGGGACGUGUACGCAGACUGCGGACGAGUUUACGUGCGACUGCACGGACACCGGAUACGCCGGAGCCGUGUGCCAUUCUUCAACCCACCCGCUGUCGUGCCAGGCGUACUCCAACGCGGCCGGCUUGACGAGGUCGGCCGACAUCAAGGUGGACGUGGACGGCUCCGGGCCCUUACCGGCCUUCCCCGUCACUUGCCAUGCCUAUUCGGACGGUCGUAUAGUGACGGCCGUGAGCCACGCGGUGGCCAGCAGCAGCAUCGUGGACGGAUACCAGGAGCCCGGGAGCUUCAAACAGGACAUCGAGUAUGACGCUUCGCGAGCCCAACUCGAGGCCUUGUUGAACCGAUCUCAUACUUGCUCUCAACGCUUGGACUACAUGUGCAGACAUUCGCGCCUGCUCAAUUCACCCAGCAAAUUUUCUACUAUUGUGGGUGCAGCGGUCACGCGGGAUUGGCUGGUCUCGCAGACUGUGGGGUCCUCGUUUAAAAUACAGCAAGUUGUGCAACUGCGAUGCGGAAUAUCUUGGGGAUAUAGACUGAAAAAUUGUAUUGACAAAUACAUAGUUAUACAAUAUUUAAUUUCCAUUAACUAA